Messenger RNA from Ananas comosus (pineapple), 2708 nucleotides. Its product is annotated as putative pentatricopeptide repeat-containing protein At3g47840. The coding region runs from base 240 to 2381 and encodes 713 amino acids. The record is from RefSeq and is a predicted model, not a curated record. Gene Ontology annotation, biological process: RNA modification. The transcript is spliced from 3 exons. Lineage: Eukaryota; Viridiplantae; Streptophyta; Magnoliopsida; Poales; Bromeliaceae. Gene Ontology annotation, molecular function: protein binding; RNA binding.
CAUCAAGCUGGAUGUAUUUAUAUCCCCAAUCAAAAUAAUCUCUUUUAAUAUUUUUCAUGUGAGAAAUACUAAUGGUACAUCUUAAAAAAGAUGCAUAUUUUAUAUUCUAUCCAUCUAAAUAUAAAAAGAUAGAAAGAAGUAUCCCUAGUUAUAUAGAUGGAUAGAAUGUUGGAUACACUAUAAAAAAAAAAAAAAAAAACACUAAGUAGCGUUUACCUUUCCACGUUUAAACUGACCCAAUGCGCGCACUCUCACCCUCUCCGGCUCACCUCCAAACGCUCCGGUUCGCCCGGCCCACCUCAACCGGACCGGUCCCAACCGGCCCACCACCUUUCCCCUACGAGGCCAACACCCGGCUCAAACGCUUGGUGGAAUCCGACUGCCUGAAUGAAGCACGCCACCAGUUCGACGAAAUGCCCCACAGAGACGAGGUCUCCUACACCACAAUCAUCUCCGGCUACGUCCGCGCCUCCGACCCCCUCGGCGCCCUCUCCCUCUUCUCCCGCAUGCGCUCCCGCGACCCCGCGCUCGCCCCCGACGACCCCUUCGUCCUCAGCCUAGCCUUCAAGGCCUGCGCCUCCGACCCCUCCCUCCUCCCCCACGCCGCCGCACUCCACGCCUUCGCCCUUAAAACCUUAGCCUCUCGCUCCGUCUUCGUCGCCACCGCGCUUGUAGAUGCGUACUCUAAGGUGGGCUCUGCGGCCCUCGCUCUCCAGGUUUUCGACGAAAUGCCCCUUAAGAACGUGGUCUCCUGGACCGCCCUUAUAUCCACCCUCGUCCGCGCCGGGCGGUGCCGCGACGCGCUGCGCUGCUUCGCCGACAUGCGCGCGGCGGGCGUGCAGUGCGACUCCCACACGUACGCGGUGGCCCUCAAGGCGUGCGCCGACGCGGGGAUGCUCGCGCGCGGCCGCGAGGUCCACGCGCGCGCGGCCGUGCUCGGCCUCGACGCCACCCCGUUCGUCGCCAACACCCUCGCCGCCAUGUACGCGCGGUGCGGCCACCUCGACCUCGGCCUCGCCGUGCUGGGCCGCAUGCGGUCGCGCGACGUGGUCGCGUGGACGACCAUCAUCGCGUCCUACGCCCAGACGGGGCGCGAGGGCGACGCCCUCGCGGCGUUCGCCCGCAUGCGCGAGCGCUCCUCGGGCGCGGUUGCCCCCAACGAGUACACGUACGCGGCGGUGCUCGCCGCGUGCGCGGGGCUGGGGCUCACGGGCGCGGGGGAGCAGGUGCACGCGCACGCGGCCCGGCGGGGGUUCGCGGGCGCGCGGUCGGUGGCCAACGCCCUCGUCACGCUCUACGCGCGCGCGGGGCGCCUCGCCGCCGCCGACGCCGCGUUCCGCGAGGCGGACGCCAAGGACGUCGUCUCGUGGAGCGCCAUCAUCUCCGGGUACGCUCAGGAUGGCCGCGCCGAGGAGGCCUUCGCCCUGCUCGCCGAGAUGCGGCGCUGCGACGGCGCCGCCGCGCGCCCCAACGAGUUCACGCUCGCGAGCCUCCUCAGCGCGUGCGGGGGCGCAGCCGCGCUCGAGGCCGGGCGCCAGCUCCACGCCCUUGCGAUUGCAACGGGGCUCGGAGGCGACGCGAUGGUCGCGAGCUCGCUCAUCGACAUGUACGUGAAAAGCGGUAGCUUAGGGGACGCCAAAGCGGUAUUCUACGAAUCCCGCCGCGACGACGUUGUUUCGUGGACGGCCAUGCUUGGCGGGUACGCGGAGCACGGCCGUAGCGAGGAAGCCCUUGAACUGUUCGAUAAAAUGCGGCAUAUUGGUUUAAAGCCGGAUAGGGUGGCGUUCAUCGGAGUGCUCGCCGCGUGUUGCCACGCGGGAAAGGUGGAGCUUGGGUUAAAGUACUUUGAGGCAAUGAAGGAGGAAUACGGAUUGGAGCCUACAAAGGAACACUACGGAUGCGUUGUGGACCUACUCGGCCGGGCGGGGCGAAUACACGAGGCGGAGAAGGUGAUCGAAGAAAUGCCUGAGAGGGAGAGGGACGGAGUGGUGUGGACGGCAUUGCUAAGGGCGUGUGCGGCGAGAGGAGAGGAGGAGGUGGGGAAGAGAGCGGCAGAGAGGGUGAUAGAGGCAGAGCCGUGGGGCGCGGGGCCCCACGUGGCAAUGGCGAAUAUCUAUGCGGGGAAAGGGCGGUGGGGCGAGGCGGCGGAGGAGAGAAAGAGGAUGAGGGAGAAGGGGGUUAAGAAGGGCGCGGGGUGGUCUUCGGUGGCGGUAGGAGGGAAAGAAAGAGGGGUAGGGGUGUUCGUGGCCGCGGACCGAACGCAUCCGAGAGGAGAGGAGAUUUAUGGGAUGCUAGGAUUGGUGGACUACGGGGCUCGGACGGCGGGCUCUAUGCCGGAAUUAAACUCGGAAACUGAUGAAGAAUUGGCGGCUAACGGCUAGUCGUAUUGUAAAGAUUGUUAGCUUCGCUUGCAGAAUACCUUCUUUGAUUGAAGAACUCAAAUGUUCGGCAAAUAAGAUGCCUCGAGCUUUUGGUGUGAUUGGAAGUUUGAACUGCAGUUGUGAUUCUUCUGAUUCUGCUACAGCACAAAAGCUAUUGAAGAGUUGAUUCCUGUUGGAUUAAGGUAUAUAUCAAGCGUGGUAAGGGAGAGCAACUUAUAGUGUUCCACUGAACAUAGGCGCAAUGAAAGUUAUAGAAGUGAUGCGUAAUAAGAUGAGGUGACUUUGCCCAGUAUUUCCUGGCUCGGACGAGAGAGGAUGCGAUAAGCC